UUUCUUUGACGUUUUAUUAACCGCUUUUUGUGUAAUUUAUAGCGUAGUGUUGUAUGUGUUUUCCUCUACGGUGACUGUCAAAAGGAGUGAUUUAUUCGGCAGGUUACGGUCGUCUGUUCAUGCUAUGCAGGCUAACUGCACAGCCCUGCAAAGUAAAGGAAAGGGAACAACGGAAGCCUUUACCCGCUGUGAAGUGACCGACUGCCUCAUCCGGACCGUAUCCUACCACACCUCUUCUUCCACAAGCCCCCUCGACUGCUGGACCCUGUCCGGGGGACUAUUUGGGAGCGGUUAACUUAAAUUGAUUCACAACCGGAAUGGAUUUUGAAAAAAUAAAAACCUAAGCUUUAAGAGUGGGUUGCUGUCCCCCCCCCCCUUUAAAACAACAACAACAACAACUUGCUGCUGGAGUUUUCCAACUUGUGAGAAAGGUCGAAGUCUUUGUGGAGAGGAGCAAACUUGGAAUUUUUGAGCAUGGAUCAAGCGAGCGGCGGGGAUGACCCGAAUAAACCCUCCAAAAAGAAGUCCGGCGAGGACGAGGGGAAAAACAAAAAGCUGAACAUACACAUAAAAACAUUGGCUGAUGAUAUGCGCGAUCGCCUCACCAGUUUCAGGAAAACCGGGACGAAGAAGGAGAAGCCCCUCAUACACCACCCAACGGACCCCCUCUCCAUCCAGGCCGAGCUGCCAGUCCCACAGCCUUUUUCCGACGACCGCUCCUUGAACCUCUCGGAAAAGGAGAUCAUUGACCUCUUCGAGAAGAUGAUGGAGGACAUGAACCUGAACGAGGAACGCAAAGCCCCUCUGCGCGGAAAGGACUUGAGCACCAAGCGCGAGAUGGUGGUCCAGUACAUCUCCGCCACGGCCAAAUCUAUAACUGGGAGCAAAGUUGCGGGUGGACUAAGGAACAGCAAGCAUGAGUCUACACUUUCCUCCCAAGAAUAUGUCCACGAGCUGCGUUCAGGCAUCACGGAGGAGAAGCUGCUCAAUUGCCUGGAGUCCCUCCGAGUGUCUCUCACCAGCAACCCCGUCAGUUGGGUCAACAAUUUCGGUCAUGAGGGUCUCGGUCUUCUUCUGGAUGCGUUGGAGAAGCUGCUUGACAAGAAGCAGCAGGAGAAUAUUGAUAAGCGUAACCAGCACAAACUUAUCCAGUGUCUGAAGGCUUUCAUGAACAACAAGUAUGGGCUGCAAAGGAUCCUGGGAGAUGAGCGCAGCCUGUUGCUGUUGGCAAGAGCGAUUGACCCCAAACAGACCAACAUGAUGACCGAGACUGUCAAAAUCCUCUCUGCUUUCUGCAUAAUUGGAGAAGAAAAUAUCCUGGAUAAGAUUCUGGCUGCCAUGACAAUUGCUGCGGAGAGGAACAAUAAAGAGAGAUUUGCUCCAAUUGUGGAAGGACUGGAGAACCACGAGGCUCAGCAGCUUCAGGUUGCCUGCAUGCAGCUGAUCAAUGCGCUCGUCACCUCCCCCGACGACCUGGACUUCCGGAUACAUCUACGCAACGAGUUUUUAAGAUGCGGCCUCAAGAAGAUCCUACCUGAGCUGAAAGAGACAGAGGAGCUAGACAUCCAGCUGAAGGUGUUCAAUGAGAACAAGGAGGAGGACUCUAUCGAACUCUCCCACCGCCUGGAUGACAUCCGAGCGGAGAUGGAUGAUAUGAACGAAGUGUACCAUCUCCUGUCCAACAUGGUGAAAGACACGGGCUCAGAGGCCUACUUCCUGUCCAUCCUUCAGCACCUUCUGCUCAUCAGGAACGACUACUACAUCAGGCCUCAGUAUUACAAGGUGAUAGAAGAAUCUGUGUCUCAGGUGGUUCUGCACCGCAAUGGCAUGGACCCCGACUUUGGCUACAGCAAAAGACUGGACGUGGACUUCACCCAUCUGAUUGAUCAGUGUGUGGAUAAAGCCAAAGUGGAAGAAAGUGAGCAGAAGGCUGCCGAGUACUCCAAAAAGUUUGAUGAGGAGUUCAGUGCACGGCAGGAGGCCCAGGCCGAGUCUCAAAAGAAGGAAGAGAGAAUCAAAGAGCUGGAGGGGAAGAUCCAGGCUCUGGAGUCCCAGUUGACUAUUGAAAGAGACCAGCUCAAAGCGGCUCAGAGACUCAUUGGGGAAUCUGAAGCCAAGAUGGCAGCGGGUCCGGCCGCGCCCGGAGCACCACCUCCACCACCCCUGCCGGGGGGUGGUGGUGCGGCGGGUCCACCUCCUCCCCCACCUCUGCCGGGCGGCUGUCCGCCCCCACCUCCGCCGCCACCUCCUCCGCUCCCGGGCCACGCCGGCAUCCCGCCGCCACCUCCGCCGCCUCCUCCGCCCCCCGGCGGAGGACCUCCGCCUCCUCCACCGCCACCUGGGUGCGGGCCCCCACCGCCUCCGCCUUUCUUCGGGGGACCGGGCGGUCCUCCGCCCCCGGCCCUGGCGUUGCCCGUCGUCAAGCUGCCUUACGGUCUGGAACCCAAGAAGAUCUACAAGCCUGAAACCGUGAUGAAGAGGGUGAACUGGACCAAGAUAGUGCCUCAGGAAAUGGCGGAGAAUUGCUUCUGGAUCAAAGUCAAAGAAGAGAAGUUUGAGAAUCCUGACCUAUUUGCUCAGCUCUCCCUCUGCUUCUCGUCGCAGAGCAAAGUGAAAAAAGAUUUGAAAGAGGAGAACGAUGACAGAAUGCAACACAUCAAGAAAAAGGCAAAAGAGCUUCGGAUCCUGGAUUCCAAAACUGCCCAGAAUCUGUCUAUUUUCUUGGGCUCGUUCCGCCUGCCUUAUGAAGAGAUCCGGGACAUUGUGCUGCAGGUGGAUGAGGAGAGACUGAGCGAAUCACUCAUCCAGAACCUGAUAAAGAACCUGCCGGAGCAGAAAGAGCUGAAUGCGCUUGCGGAACUAAAGGGUGAAUAUGAAGAGCUAGUGGAGUCGGAGCAGUUUGGCAUUGUGAUGAGCUCAGUAAAACUCCUGCGACCACGUCUCAACGGCAUUCUGUUCAAACUGACAUUUGAGGAGCAGGUGAAUAACAUCCGGCCAGACAUCAUGAACGUGACAUUUGCCUGCGAGGAGGUGAAGAAGAGCGAAAGCUUGUGCAAACUCCUGGAGCUGGUGUUGCUGGUCGGCAAUUACAUGAACGCAGGCUCGAGGAAUGCCCAGACGUUUGGUUUCAACAUCAGCUUCCUGUGCAAGCUACGAGACACUAAAUCCAUCACUCAGAAUACGACACUUCUGCAUUUCCUCGCUGAGAAGUGUGAGGAGAGUCACCAAGAGAUUCUGAGGUUUCCAGAUGAACUGGAGCACGUGGACAGUGCCAGCAAAGUGUCAGCCGACAUCUUAAAUAGCAGUUUGGCCACCAUGGAACGUCACAUCCAGAGGCUUGAGAACGACAUCCAGAACUUUCCCAAAACCGACGACCAACAAGAUAAGUUUGUGGAAAAGAUGAUGGACUUCUCCAAACAUUCACGAGAGCAGUAUGAAAAACUGUCCACGAUGCACAAGAACAUGCAGAAGCUCUACGAGAGCAUCGGCAGCUACCUCGCCUUUGACCCCCACUCCGUCAGCGUGGAGGAUUUCUUCGGAGAACUGGCCAACUUUCGCAUCCUCUUUAUGGAAGCAGUGAAGGAGAACCACAAGAAGAGGGAGAUGGAGGAGAAGAUCAAGAGAGCCAAGCUGGCGAAGGAGAAAGCCGAGCGGGAGAAGCAGGAGCGGCAGCAGAAGAAGAAGCAGCUGAUUGACAUGAACAAAGAAGGCGAUGAAACCGGUGUGAUGGAUAGCCUGAUGGAAGCUCUGCAGUCCGGAGCCGCCUUCCGCGAUCGGCGAAAACGCACGCCGCGUAACGGUGAUCAAAGCCCUUCCAGUCCAUCCUCUCGGUGGCCGGGUGCUAACUAUGGUAACAGAACCCUAGACAACCGCCGCGCAGUCCUGGAAAGGUCUCGUUCCCGCCACAACGCAAAUCACCAAGCUCGAUGAUCACCCAAGCCUGCCGCAAGACGCUAGAUAAGUGCCAAAGAGGCCUGCGAGGUGGAGAGCGGGAUGACAUCGGAAGCAAGGACAGCCGUCACUGUAGCGCGUACUCACACACACACACACACACGCGCACACACACACACACACAACUAUGGAACAAACGAUACCUAAACAAUCCACUUAGAAUGGAAGCAUUUACAGUACAUCAUAUACAUUUCUCAUGUUAAUUCAUCUGAUGCCUUACAUAUUUAUUCAAAACGCUCUAUGGAAAUGUUCAUGUCCUGUCUUGCUGGUUUUGAUUUAUAAAAAAAAAAAACAUUUUUUAGGGCUGCUGCUGUUUAAGAAAAAAAAAAGGUUUGCAGUGCUUGGAAUUUUAUUUAGAUUCAUGUAACUCUUUCUUCUGAGUUGCAGUUUGAGAGAGAGAGUUUUUUGAUCAUGAACAUUCUUUAAGGAUACUCAUCACCCUGAGAAACGUACGACACACAGUAAAUUCAGCCAAUGGACACAAGGCCAGCGGAGCAUUGAAAGAAAGAUGAUGCUGAAGCUUUCUUCAACAUUUUGCUGAACUCUUCCCGGAAGAAGGAGCGUUUGCUAAUGAUGUUUAUUUUUUAUUUUCAUGUCAAUUCCUCUUUCAUCCAACAUCAAGACAAUUGGACUAGCAAAUGUACAAAGAGUCCAUGAGAAUAAUUACUCAUUCCAUAUUCCACAUAAGCCGCGAGAGCUUCCCCCCGUCUGCACCAAUAUUUCAGAGCCGGUGACUCACGGGUCUCAAAACUGUAAUCUCCAUCUUGACGAGAUGCUUUUUAUUUUUAGUUGUGUAAUAUCUGACCGAUGCCUCCAGGUGCUGAUCCCUGUCCCAAGGUCGCUUUUGCUGUUAACAUGAGAGAGUGACACAUUUCUAAAUGCAUAUAACUGCCGAGAGGAGCAGUUUUUUUUUUUGACAUUUCCUGCAGUCACACAGGUUUUUCAGUGGGGGCACGUUCACCGUGCAAUUGUAUGACAACUAUUUAAAAUAUGAAUCUAUUUCAAUCCUUGCAUAUAUACAUCAAUAUGUAUAUAUAUACAUAUUGGCUUUGAAUAAAUGUGAUUCUGAUCGAUUUGAAGCGAAUCUAACCAAGGUUAGAUUCCUGAACUGUAAGCAGAUGCUACUAAAAACAACCACUGAAUCCAAGUGGGCACGACCCGAAUAUUUGACUACGGGGCAAACAUCUCUGCUUUAGGCUUUUGUGUCUAUGUAUGCUUGUGUUUGGCCAAGAGUGUGUGUGUGUGUGUGUGUGUGUGUGCGCGCGCCAAUGCCAGCUCAAUAAUCCGACAGGAACCCAGACAAAAUAGGAUUCAGUGUGCUUGACUCCAUGGCUGAAUAGAUGGAGGUUUUUCAUUUAAACAAUCUGCCAGUCCUGCUUGUGAUGUGUCUGUUUCAUGACGCCUCGCUUCCCAGCCUGCAUGCUUUUAAAAAGGCAAUUUUACACAUCAUCUCGGCUCAAGGUGCACGGAGGAAACUGCAUUUUUCAGGCAGACAAUAAUUCUCCCGCGAAUAUAAGGUCGGAGCACAGAGGAAGUGAGGUAUGAGGGAUCCUUGGUUGGAUAGGAGGUUUAAGGGUGUGUAGUAUACCGAAAGGAUAAAGACGUGUAAUGAAAGGCACUGAUUUCACAACUCACCCUCUGCCCUCAACACCGUCACACCUGUACAGCUGAGUAUCAAAUAUCGGUUCUCCUUCAACACCCACGUUGUUUUCCCCGUUGAUCGGAUGCCAAAACAAACGGGACCUUUGUGUUUUACAAUUUGACUCAAAACUCUUAUCUUGAUUAGUAAAUGGAAUUAGAUGUGUUUUCAUACGUGCCAAUUCUUUGGGGGGGUGGGUACACAGUUCUCACAGCAAAAUGAAAGAAAAAUGUUUUUCUUUAUUUUGUUUUUUAUAAGCAUUUUUUUGGCAAAGUCUGGGAACGAGUUGUACAGGAAUACCUUUUCCUCUUUUUUUAUUCCAACCAUUGUUUGAUUAACAUCCAUUUUUGGAACCGAAAGUAGGACAACUUAAUAAAAAAAAAAAAGAUAAACAUGUGAUACUCAUCUUUUGAAAGAUGUAACUCAUUUUGGAUGUCAUUGUAAAACAUAAUGAACGAAGAGCAGCCAUUGUAGAAGGUCACAUCAUGUAUCUCUGCUGCAAAACAUUUCGUCCCUGUAAGUGAGUGUUGUCCCCCUCCCCCUCCCCCCCCCCCCCUCCUCCAUUUCAUCUUUUAGGAUAAUUAGUAAGAAUUCUGUGUUUGUAUAGGAAAUAGCACGAGUGCUUCAUGUCAAAGAACUUGAAUUGAUUCAUUAUCGGCUUUAAACGGGCCGAUCAUCCCAUUGUAUUUUUGCUUGUGACUAACAAACCUGGUCAUAUGACUCGUGCUCAUGGUAUUUGUAAGAAUGAGGAGGCAUGGGGUAGGAAUUAUUCAUCAUAAAACUGUAAACAAUGCCAUUUUGUUGGCGAUUGGUGACAAUGACGAAGUGAUUUACUUUAAGAGAAAAGUUUGCAGUCCAACUUACAGUCGAUGACUGUACACUUUACCUCACAGGAUGUUCUGCUCAGGCACGAGGAACAGUCGUCUGACAUGUUUGAACGCAACAUUGUUACUAACACAGUGAAAUAUUGUAUAACGUAUUUCCUUUGGUAAAUAGUUCCAGCUGCCACAUAUCCUACAUUGUGAGCGCUUACUGUUGAUUUGUGGAAGACCUAUUGUGGCUGAAUAGCUUCCAUAUCCCUGCCUACCCUCCUAGUUGUCAUUGAGUAUGGUUUUUUUUUGUCUUGAGAAACAUUUAUAUUUGUAACAUUUUAAGUUAAAUUGUAUCCUUAAGACCAUGAAAACAAACUGGUUAUGGUUAUGCACAUUGUCCUAUCUUAGAAUAUGUAAUGGAAUAUGAUACUAAAUAAUAACCACUUUGUUAUAUAAACUGAUUUCUGAACGA
Molecule: messenger RNA, 6874 nt
Organism: Pungitius pungitius (ninespine stickleback)
Lineage: Eukaryota; Metazoa; Chordata; Actinopteri; Perciformes; Gasterosteidae
Gene: diaph2
Product: diaphanous-related formin 2
Exons: 31
Coding region: 475-3930 (1151 amino acids)
Biological process (GO): actin cytoskeleton organization; actin filament polymerization
Cellular component (GO): actin filament
Molecular function (GO): actin binding; small GTPase binding
Source: RefSeq, a predicted model, not a curated record